AUGGCUUCUUCUCCACCAGCUUCGCCCCUGGAGCAGUGCCUGGAGCACGGCGGCGACUCGAAUCGAGAAGCCACCGAGAUGGGAGACUAUGCCGAAGUGUUGCGCAGAAGCAGUGUCUACAUUAAUUCUUCUGCACAAGGGCAAGGUGCUGGUGAUACUAUACCGAACGGGGCCUACUUUACGUCUACGCGGAGAUCACUGGCAAAGCUGUGGCACCGACAAGUCAGCGCCACCGUGCCACACGACGCAUGUAGAGAUCAUCUUGCCCUCGAACGCACUUUUCUUGGAUACCUGAGAACCUCGUUGGCUCUGUCAAUGAUUUCUGUGAUCAUUGCUCAGCUUUUCAGGCUUGAACACGCGCAGAAUCCAAAUAAAGUAUUUGGUUACUUUACUUUGAGUCUUCCUUUGGCAUGUGUCUGCAUUGGAGCAGCAAUCGUUGUCCUGCUACUGGGAGCAUAUAGAUUCUGGCGGCAGCAGAACGCUAUCCUGCGGGGGAAGGUGCAUGCGGGAGGUUGGGAGUUGAAUGCGAUUGGCUUGACGAUAGCUUUGCUCGUGCUCACCUUGUUCGUGCUUCUUGUCGCUGUCGACUCAAGGAAGGAUUCUCUGGAUGCAACUUGA
This is a messenger RNA of Letharia columbiana, 618 nucleotides long. RefSeq lists its product as uncharacterized. Lineage: Eukaryota; Fungi; Ascomycota; Lecanoromycetes; Lecanorales; Parmeliaceae. The transcript has 3 exons. The record is from RefSeq and is a predicted model, not a curated record. Bases 1 to 618 code for a protein of 205 amino acids.